AUGGUGCAUGAUGAGUGCACAGAUGUGGAAGGAAGCGGGCGGCUGAUGGAAAGCAGGCGAGUGGGAGGGAGAGGCGCUGUGUGUGAGACCCAGCAUCUGCCUGAUGCUAACGCCAAGACCACCCUCCAGCCUGAGGCCUCAUGGGAAACUGCUUGUCCCACUAUCCAGGCUCCAGGCUGUCCGGAGAUGCCUCCAGGAGCCCCAGACUCACUGCCUCCCACAGCGGCCCUCCAGCAGACAGUGACACCCACCAACUCACUAAGAUUUCUCUCAGUUCUGGGCUUCCCAGCUGAGAUUCACCUUUUUGGAGUUUUGCUGGCCAUUUUAGGAAACUUGGUGAUCAGCAUUUCUCUAAAUAUUCAGAAAUAUUCUCACCUUCAGCUGGCACAACAGGAGCACCCAAGGCCAUACUUCAAGAGUGUGCUGUGGUGGGGUGGUGUCCUGCUGAUGGCCGUGGGAGAGACGGGGAACUUCGCAGCCUAUGGAUUUGCUCCCAUUACUCUGAUCGCUCCAUUAGGCUGUGUGUCUGUUACAGGUAGUGCCAUUAUUUCUGUUACAUUUUUGAAAGACAAUUUGAGAGCCUCAGAUUUACUAGGUAUGACACUGGCAUUUGCAGGAACAUAUUUACUGGUGAACUUUGCUCCAAAUAUAACUCAGGCAAUCUCAGCAAGAACAGUGCAGUAUUACUUUGUUGGAUGGCAGUUCCUGAUCUAUGUGAUUUUCGAAAUAUUAAUUUUCUGCAUUCUCCUAUAUUUCUACAAAAGAAAAGGAAUGAAGCACAUGGUGAUUCUGCUAACCCUGGUGGCACUUCUAGCCUCAUUGACUGUUAUUUCAGUAAAGGCCGUCUCAGGCAUGAUCACUUUUUCUAUGACGGAUAAAAUGCAACUAACUUAUCCCAUUUUCUAUAUCAUGUUUAUCAUCAUGAUAGCAUCUUGUGUUUUCCAAGUCAAGUUCCUGAAUCAAGCCACGAAACUCUACAAUACGACAAGAGUGGUGCCAGUUAAUCAUAUUUUCUUUACAAUCAGUGCCAUCAUUGCAGGUAUCAUAUUUUAUCAGGAAUUCCUUGGUGCUGCUUUUCUCACUGUAUUUAUAUAUCUUUUUGGGUGUUUUCUGUCAUUCCUUGGUGUAUUUUUGGUCACAAGAAAUCGAGAAAAGGAACAUCUGCAACAGUCUUAUAUUGAUUUUGGAAAUAUUCCUGGGAAACAAAUGUUGGACAAAAUACAACCAGAUUCAAAUAGCUUAUCCUAUGGAACUUUGCCUGAUGGAAGUGACUCAACAAACAGCCAAAGUGGAGAGAAGAAAGAGGUCUAAAAUGCUGAGAGGGAUGACUGUUGGCCUGUUAUUCGAUACCACCUUUUUAAAAAAUUGCACAUGUUCAAUUUGUGUCAGCAGCUCUUUUAUAAGCUGACAUAUGCUAGUGUUCAUUUCAGUCCUUUCCCCCACCUCAGCGCCUAUGGACAAUCAUGGGCUUCCUAAGCUCUGACAGUCUAAUAUUUCCAUGGAAUGUGAUUUGAAGUGUUCCCCACACCCUGGACCUCUCCCUAGUGAUUAUCUAGCCAGCUACACCUUAAUCAGAGCCCAGCUGCUCUAGCAGGAAUGUUGCACAGAAAUGUACAUUUGCGGUUUGGCCAUAAGUCGCAUAGGUAGCUUCUCCCACGGGUAGUGUCAGUUGCUUCACUUUAAAAAGACACUUCAGCCCCGUAGCCUGACUCCCAAAAGAAAGGUUUGAGAGUGCUCAUUUUUUUCUAAGCCACCUUUUAUAAGCCUCUCUAUAAAAAUCUUACCUUUCAAGUCCUAAAUUAGAAUUGCAAGUCAUCUUUUCUGAAAACUAAUGCUAUCAAAGUCCUCCUUGGAAAAUUAAGGGUCUCUUUAAAAUUAGAAUUUAUAAAUGGCAUUCAGUGAUGGUGUAUACCAAAAUUAAAAGACCUUGACUGGUGGGCUUUUUAAAUGUAAGAAAGAGGAAGUUUAAGAAGUAGGACUCUGCUUGUUUCGGUAGCCCAUGUACUAAAAUGGGAACAAUGCAGAGAAGAUUAGCACAGCCCCCGCGCAAGGCUGACACAUAAAUUCAUGAAGCAUUAGAGACAAAAAGUAGGACCAAUGUUUCUUUAUUUUGUAAUAAAAAUAUAGAAUGGU
Molecule: messenger RNA, 2133 nt
Organism: Mandrillus leucophaeus (drill)
Lineage: Eukaryota; Metazoa; Chordata; Mammalia; Primates; Cercopithecidae
Gene: NIPAL2
Product: NIPA-like domain containing 2
Exons: 11
Coding region: 1-1311 (436 amino acids)
Biological process (GO): magnesium ion transport
Cellular component (GO): membrane
Molecular function (GO): magnesium ion transmembrane transporter activity
Source: RefSeq, a predicted model, not a curated record